GUUUACACGAGUCACAUGGGCGGCCCUUCGCGCCGCAGUUGGGUCGCCUUCGGGCCACCGCCUCCCUCCCGCCUCCCUGCCAACUGCAGCCUCGUCUCUGCGAAGGAGCCGCCGCCGCCGAGGAGGAGGGAGGAGGGAAGGAGUCCCGCGGCUGCAAUGGCUGCCACCGGGAGCCGGGAGCGGAUCCUGUGCCUGUUCGACGUGGAUGGGACCCUCACGCCGCCUCGCCAGAAAAUUAAGCCUGAAGUAGCCGAGUUUCUUCAAGAGCUGCGUACAAGAGUGUUAAUUGGGGUAGUGGGUGGCUCAGACUACUCCAAGAUAGCUGAGCAGCUGGGAGAAGGAGAUGAAGUUAUCGACAAGUUUGAUUACGUCUUUGCAGAAAAUGGCACCGUGCAGUACAAGAAUGGGCAACUGGUCUCCAAGCAGGCUAUCCAGAACCACCUUGGGGAAGAACUUCUGCAAGAUCUGAUCAACUUCUGCCUCAACUAUAUGGCACUUCUAAAGCUGCCCAAGAAACGGGGGACGUUUAUUGAAUUUCGCAAUGGAAUGUUGAACAUCUCUCCUAUUGGUCGAAGCUGCACUUUGGAAGAACGAAUAGAAUUUUCAGAACUGGACAAGAAAGAGAGGAUUCGAGAGAAGUUUGUAGCUGCCCUGCAGAGGGAGUUUGCUGGCAAAGGCCUGCGGUUUUCCCGAGGUGGGAUGAUCAGCUUUGACGUCUUCCCUGAGGGCUGGGACAAGCGCUAUUGCCUCGAUAUCCUUGAGGAUGAGAGAUUUGACACCAUCCAUUUCUUUGGGAAUGAGACAAGUCCAGGUGGGAAUGAUUAUGAAAUCUAUGACGACCCUCGCACGGUGGGGCACAGCAUCCAGUCUCCCCAGGACACAGUCCGGAGGUGCCAGGAGAUCUUCUUUCCAGAGACAGUGAAUGAAUCUUGACCUGGGGUGUCCCUGCUGCUCUCGAUCACUUGGACGAGACCCUCACUCACAUUAGGAAAGCACCUUUUGGAUCCUUUCAGGACUUGCUGAGGCCCGAGGUCAAAAUGCACUUUGGAAACGGGAGCUGGAGUGUCAGAAUGGGAGGGAAAUGAUGAAAGCUCUUCAUCAGUUGCGCCAUCAUCUCUUGCUACUGGGGAGAACCCCAGUUGCCAUACCCUCAUUCCCACCAAACGAGGUAAAGUGUUGUUGUUUAUGUUUAAAGUGAAACCUGUAUUCUAGUUAAGGCUUUUUUUCCUUUCUUAUUUGGAAGCUAAUAAUCACCCUUCCCCACAGAUUCACACAAAUGAACCUAUUUUUGAGAUGA
Lacerta agilis (Sand lizard) is the source of this 1297-nucleotide messenger RNA. RefSeq names its product phosphomannomutase 1 (gene PMM1). Gene Ontology annotation, cellular component: cytosol. NCBI's taxonomy places the organism in Eukaryota, Metazoa, Chordata, Lepidosauria, Squamata, Lacertidae. Gene Ontology annotation, molecular function: phosphomannomutase activity. The transcript has 8 exons. The coding region runs from base 16 to 933 and encodes 305 amino acids. Gene Ontology annotation, biological process: GDP-mannose biosynthetic process; protein N-linked glycosylation; mannose metabolic process. The record is from RefSeq and is a predicted model, not a curated record.